This is a messenger RNA of Hemibagrus wyckioides, 2852 nucleotides long. RefSeq names its product potassium inwardly rectifying channel subfamily J member 16a (gene kcnj16a). The record is from RefSeq and is a predicted model, not a curated record. The transcript has 2 exons. Gene Ontology annotation, cellular component: plasma membrane. Bases 73 to 1293 code for a protein of 406 amino acids. NCBI's taxonomy places the organism in Eukaryota, Metazoa, Chordata, Actinopteri, Siluriformes, Bagridae. Gene Ontology annotation, molecular function: inward rectifier potassium channel activity. Gene Ontology annotation, biological process: potassium ion import across plasma membrane; regulation of monoatomic ion transmembrane transport.
CAAUGUGGAACAUGCAUUGUUUUCUGAUGAGUCCAACUUCACUGUCUCUCCCACAUCCAGGAGAUUCACAUUAUGGAGAAACCCCAAGCAAGCUUACCAUCUGGACUGUUGUGGGUCCAGAAUGAAGCAUGCAGUGGAUCAGUGAUGGUCUGCACAUUUGCAGGGCAGGCCAGCAGCAUGAACUCAAGAACGGUGUAUUACUCCAACGUGAAGGCUGAUGAUGGCUACUGCUCCACAAAGAGACGUUAUGUGAACAAAGAUGGCAGCUGCAAUAUAGUGUUUCGCCAUGUGCCUGAGGAAUGGUUUUUAUAUGUGACAGACAUCUUUACCACACUAGUAGAGAUCCGCUGGAGGGCCAUGUUUUUGACCUUUGCCCUCUCGUAUAUCCUGUCCUGGCUCUUCUUUGGGAUCCUGUUCUGGAUUAUCGCAAUGAUCCAUGGUGACAUGAGGGACCUAAACAACGAGCCAUGCGUCUAUGAGGUGAGAAGCUUUACAGCAGCCUUCCUCUUCUCUCUUGAGACACAGACUACCAUCGGAUAUGGCUCACGCGGCAUGUCUGAGAACUGCAUGCUGGCCAUCAUUACUGUGACCAUACAGGACGUCAUCAGUGUCUUCAUCGACACCUUUGUAAUUGGGAUUGUGGUUGCCAAAAUGGCAUCAGCCAGGAAAAGAGCACAGACAAUCGGAUUCAGCAAUACUGCCGUGAUAAACCGCCGUAACGGGCAUCUGUGUCUGUCAUGGCGAGUGGGUGACUUCCGUAGAAACCACAUGGUAGAAGGAACCACGCAUGCCCAGCUGGUCAGGCACACAGUGCACACAAAUGGCCAAGCAGACAUAACCUAUCAUGACCUUGAAAUCCAAAACAGUCAUGUCAUUCUGGCCACCCCAGUGACUAUCAUCCACAGAAUCAAUGCCAGCAGUCCUCUGUAUAAAAUGAAACUGCAAGAUCUACACAAAGACAGCUUUGACCUGGUCGUGACUUUCACCUACACAGAUGACUGCAGUGGGAUUCUACACCAGUCACGGACCUCCUACACUGCCAGUGAAAUCCUGUGGGGUCAGCAGUUUGAAGAGAUGGUGAGAGUUACUCAGAAGUCCUACAGAGUGGACUAUGAUCUCUUUCACCAAACAGCUAAGGUCCCACUGACAGAAAGCAGUCCUGAAGACUCUGAACUAAACAAGCAUACUCCAAGCCAUAAACAAGACCGACAAAUAGGCUGUUCUCUAGCAGUGGAGAGUGAAGACAUCUUAGGUCAAAACCAUAAUAGCAUUACUAUUCAAGAAAAACUAUAACAAACCAUGGUAUCUAUAGGACCUUGUAGUACUUAAAAGGGGACUAGAUUUGUAAAGCUAUGUAUAAAUACACAAAAAAAUAUGGUAAAUUAAAAACACCAUAAACAAUUCAAUACCCCUUGGCUAUGUUAAUGCCUGGCCAUAUACACAUGUGGAAUGUUAGAUUACAGCGUAAGUCAUUUAGUUUUUUUCUUAAAAUAGAAUUUUACAGAUAGAAGUUGCAGACCACCAUGCUCAGUUACCUGAUUCCACAGAAUCAUGAAAUAUGUGAAAUAAACCUAAUUAUUUGUGUUAUUUAUUACUUAGGCAAUCCAAAGUGCUCUAGGACCAAUCUAUGGAUUAUGCUUUAUCUAUUAAAAAAUAAUCAAAACUGCUUGUCCAUGUGCCUUAGACUCACACAUAAGCACAUAACAAAUCAGCUUCUUUAAUGCCAUUUGCUGAAUUAUAAUGUCAAUAUGGUAAGUAAUGUACCAAAGCUAACAUAACAGUGUUCUGCAAUCAGGAAGAUUUAAAAGUCUAACAGAAUUACAUUUUUACUUUUUCCCAGCAUCUUUGUUAUGACAAUAUAGCAUCUAUUCAGAUGACACUGGAAUAGCAUUUAUAACUAAUGGUCUGAGGUGAAAAUUUUGCAUUAUAUGUUAUCGUGUUUUCCAACAAGGAACUAUAAUUCAUGCUUUUGUGGUCUUUUGUAUAAUGCCUACAAUCAAAAGCUUUUAAAUAAUACGUGUAAAUUUUAUAUUCAUGAAUGUGAGUAGUGACAUUUGUGAGUAGAGACAAUGAGGCUGACCCUAUAAUUAGUAGGUCAAUUCAUGAUGUCUCUCCUUAAGCCCAUUUUACACCAGACCAGAUGUGCAAGCUUCAGUACCACUGUUGUCUUAUGUACAUUUCUUAUGUGAAGUCACUUACAGCAUGCUGGCAGAAUAAAUUAUUAUACUAUAUUGUGCUGGCUCUUAAUCAUGUCUGCAUCUGAAUUAUAUUUUAACUUAAAUUGGAAAAAAAAAGCGUUUAAGGAAUAUAUAAGGAAUAUCACACAACAGGACGUAUGUAGUGUUAUAGAAAAUAUUCCAGAACGGGGUGCUGUGAUAAACCAUAAACAGCUAAGAAUUACAAUAUUUAUUUAUAAAUUUUUUAAAUGUUUUAUAGUCAUAUUUGUUGUUGAAUGCCAACACAAGACUCAGGGUAGUACUUUAUAACUUAUGAAAUAUAAAAAGGCAGCUAUACACCACCAUUUCCUCACCGGCCUCCCGGUUUUUGUUCCUUAAGUUAAUAAGAUGCAAGUCAACAAAAACUCAGCUUGUCAUGUUGUGGAAAACCUGGAAAACUCAAACACCCAUUGUCCUGAAGACUUUCCUGUGGAAGAAAAUAUACUGUUUGGAGACUCCUUUCCAUAAAUGUUAAAUAAACUCCAUACUUAUUUCCUGCAACAACACUUUCCUAUCCAUUUAUUAUUAGCCUUAGAUUGUGUGGAUUGUCUGCCAAGUUACUCUGAAUGAGUUGUUACCAUAGGUGUGAUCAGGUACAGUAUUAAAACAAGCGCUUUCUCUACAUGUAAUUAAAAC